Molecule: messenger RNA, 2288 nt
Organism: Chanos chanos (milkfish)
Lineage: Eukaryota; Metazoa; Chordata; Actinopteri; Gonorynchiformes; Chanidae
Gene: nampt2
Product: nicotinamide phosphoribosyltransferase 2
Exons: 11
Coding region: 113-1615 (500 amino acids)
Biological process (GO): NAD+ biosynthetic process
Molecular function (GO): nicotinamide phosphoribosyltransferase activity
Source: RefSeq, a predicted model, not a curated record
GCUUUUGGAAAAGAUUAAAUUACAGACUCUUUCCCCGCCCAGUGUCACGCUGGUAAGAACGGUAUAAAUAAAGUGACGAGGGUGCAUUAAUUUUGUCUGAAGUAUUGCAAUUAUGGCAGCUCAGGACUUCAAUUUUUUACUCGCAACGGACUCUUACAAGAUUACGCACUACAAACAGUAUCCACCCAACGUAGGCAAGGUAUACUCCUAUUUUGAGUGCCGGCGCAGAAAGGAUGGCCAGUUCAGCGAAGUGGUGUUUUUUGGCUUGCAGUACCUCCUGAAGAAGUACUUAGCAGGACCUGUUGUCACUGAGGAGAAAAUUCAGGAGGCUAAACUCUUUUACCAGAUGCACUUUAGACAAUCUGUGUUUGAUGAGGAAGGAUGGAGGAAAGUGCUGGAGAAAUACGACGGACGUCUUCCAAUCCGGAUCAAAGCGGUUCCCGAGGGAAAGAUCAUUCCCAGAGGCAAUGUCCUCUUCACAGUGGAGAACACAGACCCAGAGUUCUUUUGGCUGACCAAUUAUAUCGAGACUAUGCUGGUUCAAAUGUGGUACCCCAUCACCGUGGCAACCAUCUCCAGGGAGUUCAAAAAGAUCCUGGCCAAACACCUGAAAGCCACAUCAGGGAGCCUGGAGGGGCUGGACUUCAAACUGCAUGAUUUUGGCUACAGAGGCGUGUCAUCACAGGAGUCUGCAGGGCUUGGCGGGGCAGCUCACCUGGUGAACUUUUGCAGUACAGAUACAGUGGCAGGCCUUCUCAUGGCUCAGCGCUAUUACAACUGCCCCAUGGCUGGAUUCUCCAUACCGGCUGCAGAACACAGCACUAUCAUCUCUUGGGGAAGAAACCGGGAGAAGGAGGCCUUUGAGUGUCUGUUAGACCAGUUCCCCUCCGGGCCUGUCUCAGUGGUCAGCGACAGCUAUGACAUCUUCAAAGCCUGUAAACACAUCUGGGGAGACAAGCUGAAGGAGCGAGUAAUGGAACGCAGCGAAGAUUCCACCCUGGUCAUCCGCCCAGAUUCAGGAGACCCUGCAGAAACCCUUCUAGAGGUGUUAAAGAUUUUAGAGGAGUGCUUUGGCUCCUCUCUGAAUUCAAUGGGCUAUAAGGUGUUACCAUCUUACCUCCGUAUCAUACAAGGAGAUGGAAUUGAUCUCAAGUCGAUUGAUGAGAUCCUGAGCAAGCUGAGAGAUGAGGGUUGGAGUACAGAGAACGUGUUUUUUGGCUGUGGAAGUGGCCUCCUGCAGAAACUCAACAGAGACACAUUACACUGUGCCUUCAAAUGCAGUUAUGUGGAGACCAAUGGAAAAGGGAUGGAUGUGUAUAAACUGCCUGUGACAGAUCCAUCCAAGGCUUCAAAGCGGGGCAGACUCUCUCUCAGGAGAAACUCGGAUGGUUUUAUCGAAACGGUGGAACGCGGCGCGGGCAAGCCAGAGGAGGUAACGACAGACCUGUUGGUGACAGUGUUUGAGAACGGAGCCAUUUUGCAGGAGUACACCUUGGAUGAGAUACGCAAGGCCGCUAAGCUCUGGGAGGAGGACCUGGACCCCUCCCAACACAACAAUGACCACGGCCAAAGCCUUGAGAUCCACCAGAACCACAUCAUGAAUGGCAUACACUAACCCGCCUUGUGUGGACACUGUCCCUAGCACUGCUUCAUGGACCAAUGACAGCACCACCCCUGCCCAAAAAGUGUUCAGAUCAGGUGCUUUUUAUUGUGUGUGUGGGUGUGUGUGUGUGUGUGUGUGUGUCUUCAAAGCAAACAUAUGCAGUUAAUCCUCUUUCUGUCAGACUGAGGCACUGCCAUUCUACACCAUAUUAAACCUGUUAUUUUAGACUUUUGAAGUACACUUUUGAUUUUACUUUUUAGACUGAUGCUUAUUUAUUCCACAAAACAGCAGCUGUUCUUAUUCAGAGAGCUACAAAUAUAUAUAUAUAUAUUUUCUUUAGUCCAGAUGCCAAAUGCUGUUAUUGAUGCUGGGUUCAAGAGAUAUCAGACCCUGAAAAAUCAUUAAUAACAUAUCGACACUCAGAUUUUGCUGCUAAUUCUAAUGUCGUUAAAGCAAUCUCUUUAGAAGUAGCCUGGUAUUGAAGGAACGCUGAUUUGAAGUCAUUUAACGAUCGUCUCCUGGACGCUGCAUUUGUGGCAGAUUUCAUCAUGUGGACAUGACAUGUGACUGUGAUCUUAAAGCUAAUGUACAGGUUGAACUAAAGUGCACUAAAAAAGGCUCAUGAAAUAUAUGUGUAGACAUUCUUGCUUUGGUUUACUGACAAAAUCUGUCGUCUCUCUCUUUU